AUGGAGACAGAAGAAACUCUACCCUUCCCAGCCGUCACGAUCUGCCCUCGUAGCCGCCUCUUGAAAAACGUCCAAGAUCCCAACCUCGGCAGCUACCCCUCGGAAAUCUUGGCUCUGAAUCAAGAACUGGAAAGAUUGAUUAAAAAACUAUCAAGCGCAGAAGAUACGUGCCAAGCAACGGAUCUGCUGUCUCCCUUACUUGAUACGGCAUGCAUGAAGGACGAGGACGGAGUACAGAAUACUUGUAUCAAACCCUUCCUUGAGAGAAACCUUGAAGCGCCGACGACCUAUUAUUCCUCGUGGCUUCUCGAUGCCUUGUUGAACUCGAGCUCCUACUUCACCUUGGAAGGCUUCUCGACAGACUCCAAUUCCCAAGAUUAUUUCGUCGACAUCAAGAAGUCGAUACGCCAUUGCAGCUUCAAUGGGGAACCUUGCACUGACAGUGACCUCACAGUUCUUCGAACAGGAGCAUAUGGGACGUGUGUCACCUUCAACUGCAAGGGAGGCAAGAACGUUCAUGGUUCUCAAGACUUAAAUUCUGAAGGCUACGGGUCGAAGGAGCCUGACUUCUUCAAGAGCAUGAAACCAUCAGAAGGACUUCAGCUCGUGCUCACGACAUACGCACCGAACAAUGUCCUCCUUCUAUCGCCGGCCGAUGGCUUCAGGCUCACGGUUCACCCAAUCGAGUCCGACCCAAAUCCGCUGGGAGAAGGAUUUGACGUGAACCUGCAAAUGGUUUCCAACGUCGUCAUCGCGAAGAAGGAGUUCGAGCGACUUCAUCCAGAGGAUGGGGGGAAUUGUGCUCUGGAUUCUUUCUUGAUGCAGAGGUUCGGCACCGAGGUCUUCAACAUCACACAAGACACGAAAUACUCUAAAAAGCUAGAGAGAGGAGACGUUCUUGAGGAUGAUCCGGCGCUCUCCGUACAGGUCACGGUUCUUUGGAACUUUUUCACCAAAGCAGAUCACCACCUCCUUGAAGGGCCACCUGCUACGGUCAUCGUGGGAGAUGACUUUCUACCAGCUGAGCAGCCUCUCGUAGAUGGAGGUCUUCGAUCAACAGAGGUGCCCCUCGAGGAUGAAGACGUAUGCGCAACGGAGGGGGAGAUAUCCCUUCAUGAGGAAUCUGAGGCACCAUCAGGAACUGUGAAGUUGACUCAUUUCCUACCGUGGCCAUCUCCAUCAAAGAAAAAAUCAGAUCCUGUUUCCCUAGAACAUCCUCGUCGACAACCUUCCGGCCUGACUUCGAUCGAGUGGAUGACGUUGAUCGAAAGCAGGGAAGCGAAGAAACAAAAAGAAGAUGAAGAGAAGCAACGGAGAAUGAAUGAUAAAAAGGAAAAAGCUGCCCAAAAGAAGGAAGACAUGGCGCGUAGGAAGCGCUUGAGAGAGGAGAUGGCAGAAACGAAGGAAAACUCAAACGCUAGACAUGUCAAGAGAAAGAAGAAUGAACAGGAAUAA
This is a messenger RNA of Darwinula stevensoni, 1455 nucleotides long. Lineage: Eukaryota; Metazoa; Arthropoda; Ostracoda; Podocopida; Darwinulidae. The record is from the annotation of a GenBank genome assembly.